Molecule: messenger RNA, 8847 nt
Organism: Nerophis ophidion (straightnose pipefish)
Lineage: Eukaryota; Metazoa; Chordata; Actinopteri; Syngnathiformes; Syngnathidae
Product: neurabin-2-like
Exons: 15
Coding region: 182-2845 (887 amino acids)
Biological process (GO): actin filament organization; neuron projection development; calcium-mediated signaling
Cellular component (GO): cytoplasm; actin cytoskeleton; dendrite
Molecular function (GO): actin filament binding
Source: RefSeq, a predicted model, not a curated record
GGAGGAGCAGAAGGGAGGAAGGCUGUCGAGCCGCCAGGAGGACUCAGUCGGAAGAAGCGGACGAAGCGGGACAAUGGACGGAGCGAACGCCGCCGGAUAGUACGCCCAUGUUCUCCAGACAUGCUGCUACCCUCGUCUGCAUUGACCUGCUGUUCACCUGCUGGCAUUUGAAUGAUCAAACAUGAUGAAGACAGAACCGUCGUCGACCGCGGGGGACAAGGGCUCCUCCAGUGGCAACAGCGGGGGAAGCGGGAGCUCCAGCCUGCGCAGCGCCUCGCCGCACCGCAACGCGUACGAGGCGGGGCUGGCGGCGCUGAAGAAAGCCACCGAUCACCUCAAUGGAGGCUAUGACCCCGCCUCCAAGCCGGCGCCCCUCCCCCGGCCGACCGGGAGAGGCCGUAAAUACGGCUCCAACGUUCACCGCAUCAAAAACAUGUUCAUGCAGAUGCAGUCUCCAGGCGAUGACGAAGAAGGAGACAAAAUGAUAGGGAAAGAGCAGGCCGUCAAACUGUCUUUGCCGAGAGCCUCCAGCCUCAACGAGAAUGUUGACCACAGCGCCUUGCUCAAACUGGGAGGCUCUGUUUCGGAGAGGGUGAACCGCUUUGACACCAAAGGAGAUGGAGAAGGCGGGAGCUCCUCGUCGGGCUUGUCCAAACUCCAGGAAACGAGGAGGAUGUUCGAACAACGGACGUUACAGGAAAAACAAGCUGCCACCAACAGGAUUUUGCUGAAGAAGGAGCGCGCGUCUGGUUUCCAGGACAGCCGCCUGGACGUUGUAGCACGUUUUAAUGGUUCUACGGAGGCUCUGGACCGAUUGGACGACCCCCCGAUUCCCGUCCCUGUCCCAACUCCCGCCCCUGUUUCACUUCCUGCUCCUGUUCCUGUUCCAGUUCCUGCCACUGCGGCUGCUCUCGGGCCUGGUGAGGCCGUCAGCCCCACCGUGAGCCAGCUCAGUGCCGUAUUUGAGAAGGCUGACCUGCAAAACAAUCUCUACCUCCCCAACCGUCGGUCAAGACCUGCCCCAGCGCCAAAGCCAAAGCUUCCAGCCAAAGCAGGGACCGCCAGGAGCCAGAUAAAAGCGCCUCUUCCAAGCGAGGAGGACUCCGAGGUGGUGACAGCCGGAACUGUGACCAGCCAGGGAGCAGAGACUGAAGUGAUAGAUCCACUUCCACAGAGAGGCAUUGAAGGAGAGGCGGUCAGCGAGGAGAAGGAGAGAUGUGGACAUUCAGGAGAUCUGCCCUUCAGCUCCUUGUCGUCGUCUCUGGCUGCCACUUUAUCUUCUUCCUUUUCCGAGGCUAAGCCAGCGUCAGAGCCCCAGUCCGGGUCGACUGAAGAUAGGGGCUCGAGUACGGUGGACGCGUCCGCCCAGAAGCCGCUCGCCGUGGAACAGGAUUGCUGUAGGGGGGACUCUGACGCCGGAGCCAGGUUGGUGCAAGCUGAGGUGCACGCCACGCUUGAAAACGGACAGAAAGAGCCGCCGGUGUUUGAAGUGACACCCGCCGACUCUGAGACAAGAUGCGAGGAAGAGGAGAACGACGAGGACGGUUCCAGAAAGGAGGAUUACUCCGAGGGGGAUCUGGUGGAUGUCAGCGCGUACAGCGGCCUGGGUGAGGACGACUCCGGGGGAAGCCAGCUGGACGAUGACGAGGACGAGGAGGAUGACGAAGCAUAUCAACCGGAGAGCAGCUGCACGGAAAUUGCUGGCCUUCCGGAGGAGGAGGAGCCUGCACCCGCCAAUAGAAAGAUCCGCUUCAGCACUGAGCCAAUCAAGGUAUUCACCACCUACUGUAAUGAAGACUAUGAUCGCCGCAACGACGACGUGGACCCCAUGGCCGCCUCGGCCGAGUAUGAGCUGGAGAAGAGAGUGGAGAAGCUGGAUCUGUUUCCCGUUGAGCUGGAGAAAGACAGCGACGGUCUGGGAAUCAGUAUCAUCGGCAUGGGUGCAGGAGCCGACAUGGGUCUGGAGAAACUGGGCAUCUUUGUUAAGACCGUCACCGAGGGAGGAGCUGCACAGCGAGACGAGAGGAUCCAAGUGAACGACCUGAUCGUUGAGGUUGAUGGGACGAGUUUGGUUGGUGUGACUCAGAGCUUUGCGGCCUCUGUCCUCCGGAACACAUCUGGCACUGUCAGGUUUGUGAUUGGUCGGGAAAAGCCGGGGGAGCAGAGUGAGGUGGCUCAGCUGAUCCAGCAAACUUUGGAACAGGAGCGAUGGCAGCGAGAGAUGAUGGAGCAGCGCUACAAACAGUACAUGGACGAGGAUGAGGAGACAGGCGAAUACGCCACUGACGAGGACGAGGAGAUGAGUCCCAUGUUUCCGAACUCCAUUGAGGUUUUUGACCUGGCGGAGCAGCAGGAGUCGUUGUCUCCGGUGGAGCUGGACCCUGAAAAGCUGACCCAUAAAUUUAAGGAGCUUCAGAUCAAACAUGCAGUCACACAAGCAGAGGUCCAGCUGCUCAAGAGGAAGCUGGCUCAUGCGGAGCAGGAUAAACUGCGUUGGCGAAUGGAGCGUGCCCAGCUGGAGCAAAGCAUCCGAGACAGUAAAGAGAGGAUGGAGAAACUGGAGGGGUACUGGAUGGAGGCCCAGUCCCUGUGUAAGGCAGUGGAUGAACACCUUAAGGAAACCCAGGCUCAGUACCAAACUUUAGAGAGAAAAUACAGCAAAGCCAAGAGAAUGAUUAAAGAAUAUCAGCAGAAGGAGAUGGAGUACCUGAAGAAGGAGACGGCUCAGCGUCAAGAAGGAGAAGAGAGUGAGGCCUCACACAAAGAGGAGGCAGACAACUUGCAGGAAAAGAUCACUGACCUGGAGUCCCAGGUGGAUGCCUUGAAACCCCCCAAUCCUUCCUAGAAGGGUACCUGUAGUCCAGUCCAGCACCCACGGCACGGCCAGGAAGGAGGUACUGUCCAAAACAAACUUGACAAUUGCAGCGCAGAACAUGAAGAAGAAGAAGAAGAAGAGGUGACAUGCUUUGUGUCAAUGGUCCUUGUGUGUCUUCCUGGCAACUGGCUCAGCAAUCAGCACAUUCAACAAUUACGCUUUACACCUUUUAUUUAGUCCUGCCCGCUCCUCAAAGAUUGUCACUAAGUGCUUUAUGGGGUGACACUGGACGUGAAGCGAUGCUGUGCACAGCAAACAUAUGACAAGUGCCCAUUCUGAUACCUGACAUAAACACAAACUGGAAACAAAAGAACUAAAUGCCCCCUAGUCCACCCUUCCUAGUCCACCUCUCCGAAGGAAGGAAUCAGGUAAACAUUUGCAUUUCCCGUAUGGAAGCAUGUUUUGUAAAAACAAGUGCGAGCUUAAGCAAGGAACAAAUAAAUAUGUAAUAAUCACACGCCCCUAAAAAGAUCCCCUCAUAAAAUCAUCAAUUUACUAAGUAAGAUUUCAUUUUAUUUUGAAGUAUUAGAAUACAUUUUAAAAAGUGCUGCUGUCUCCCAGGAAAAACUUCAUGUGUCACCUGACAGUUAAUUUUUUUUUUCUGCUGAGGUUUGAUUGGUUGGUAAAUGUUAAGGUUUGUACAGCGGGGGUGUCCAAACUUUUCUGGUUAUGUUUUGUAUGAAUAUAUAUAAAUAUAUUUUUAAACAUGCUCAACAAGUUACAUCACAUGUUUACACUUGCACGAUUCAAACUUUUCUGAAAAGGAGCAGAAAGAAGCAAAGGCGUUCUCCAUGUUUCAGGACUGACUGAUACUGUUGUUUACUUCCUGUCUUUCAAUGUGAUUUUUUUUUUUAACACAUAGUGAAAAUUUUUAUUAUUUAUUUUAGUUUUGUAAAUCAGCUCCAAAGUUACAGUAGAUCCCUGCAUACUCACGUUUUACAUCCCCUCACACUCAUGCCUUUUUCUGAAUUAUUAGUAUUUUACUUGUCUAAAAACCCACUCAUUUGUGUUUUGCUCUUCAAAAAUUGUCACAUUUUGUCUAAUUAAUUCUACCUCUGUAAUAAUUGAUAUAUAUGGGAUAAUUAGGACUAAAAUGUACAGCAUGUGUGCGUGACAUCAUCAGGCCAAGAUGGCGCCCUGUGUCUAGCUUCUACAGUCGACUUUGUUACAUGCCGCACUCAAAACUCGUGGCGAGGUAAAUGCAAAUGAAUGAAGCAUUGUAAGUCGUUAUUGAAAUUACAACAGCCUUCUUGUUGUGCUAGGGCCGCGUACUGUAGCUAGCCACUUUAGCGCUGGCCUGAUGAGCAAGCUAGUGGCGAGACCGUGACUCUGAUUCCCUUUGUUCUAUCAGUAAACAUUCCACCAUCUGUAAAGUGAUUGCUUAGGGCUUAACCCUGGAUUGUGUUUCAAUGCGUUUGGCUUGUUAGCUUCCUUUGCCACUUGAAGAGUGACACAAAGGGUUAUUGGAGGUGAAUCUGGUGUAAUAAUUACAAACAUUUACUUGCAAAAGUUGAUUUAGGGCCGCAAGAGAUUGACAACGUCAAGUUUGCAAGAAAAUUCUGGCGAGACAUCACCUUUAAAACUCAUGCACCUGAUGCAUCUGUGCAUGAAUCCAGGAAAAAUGCGGAAAUGUAAUUAGACGUUGAAAUAAUCUUACACACGACUAACAUUGUUAUUAUAAAUAAGGCCAUACAUAUUUUUAUUUGGUCAUUUAACAGUUUCUUAACCCAGCGCCCCCGAGGGGGCCACUAAAAAAAUGGUCAGUUUCUCAGUUGUAAUACACUUUUUUGCCACUUGUGGCAGUAAUGCCAAUAUCAAACAAUAACAUAUGUUGGCUGAAGUCAAAGAAGUUUAAGUGCAAAAAUUAUGAUUAGUGGUGAAGCUGUAUUUUCAUUUACCGUAUUACCUUAAAUAGCCGCCGGGCAUGUAAGAUGCGCCUGCCUUGAAUUACUGCCGGGUCAAACUCGCUCCCCAAAUUUAUAAGCGCUUGCUUACUUUUACCGCCGGGUCAAAUUCGUGACGUCACGAGUGACGCUUCCCCUGUCGUCGUUUCCAAAAUGGCAGAGGUUUGUUUUGCUUUUACUAUGUGUAAACCAGGGGUCUUGUUCCACAACCAUACAGAUCACACUGAUGGUUGUGAUAUAAAACAACUUUAACACUCUUACUAAUAUGCGCCACACACUGUGAACACACACCAAACAAGAAUAACAAACACAUUUCUGGAGAACAUCGGCUUUGUAACACAUUAUAAACGCAAUAUAACACUUACCCAGAAUGCCAUUCAUCCACGACACUUACCGGCUAUAUUAUACACCCCGCUAGCACCAAACCCCACCCUCUCCGUGCGUCGGUUGAGGUGGGCGGGGUUGGGGGCGCGUGUAUAAUAUAGCCAAGAGUCAUGGAUGCAUGGCAUUGCAUGGCAUAAUGUGUUAGAGAGCCGAUGUUCUCCAGAAAUGUUUGGUGUGGGUUCACAGAGUGUGGCGCAUAUUAGUAAGAGUGUUAAAGUUGUUUAUAUCUCAACCAUCAGUGUAAAAGGUAUGGCUGUUGACCAAGCAUGCAUUGCAAUCUCAUAUGAGAAACAGCGAAAUGCAUGCGUCCGGCCGGCACGCAGAUAGCAUGGUGUAAAGGUGGGCGCGAUGACAUGUUGUAGAGCAGUGGCCACGGCCGCCGAAUAAUUUUUUAUUAAUUUUUUUUUUAUCCCACAUUUAAUUUUUUACUGCAUGCCAUUGGAAAGCGCAGGGCUGAGGAGAGGUUUUACAUUAAUUAGCGCCCCGGCGGCUAUUCAAGGAAAUAGGGUACACUUUAAUUUUAUUGAGUUAAAAACAUAGUAUUACAUUUGUUUAUUUAUUUCAGCACAACAUAGUUGUAUGCAAAUGUAUUUCUUAUUAGUUGUUUUUAAUUAGCACAUAUUUGUCUAAUCAGCCUGACUUAAACCUAAGGUUUGUGUGCUAACCCAAAUGAUCAUCUUUGUGAUGAACAUAUACAUUCAUAUCAUUCAAAAAACAUGAGUAAGUUACUAAUUCAGUGUUAGUAUUUGAGUGGGCCCCAGGCUCCUCUGUAGUGAAUAAGCUGGGCCCCGAGGUCAAAAAGGUCGAGAACCUUUGAUUUAACAUACAGUGGGGCAAAAAAGUAUUUAGUCAGCCACUGAUUGUGCAAGUUCUCCCACUUAAAAUGAUGACAGAGGUCUGUAAUUUUCAUCACAGGUACACUUCAACUGUGAGAGUCAGAAUGUGAAAAAAAAUCCAGGAAUUCACAUUGUAGGAAUUUUAAAGAAUGUAUUUGUAAAUUAUGGUGGAAAAUAAGUAUUUGGUCACUUCAAACAAGGAAGAUCUCUGGCUCUCACAGACCUGUAACUUCUUCUUUAAGAAGCUCUUCAGUCCUCCACUCAUUACCUGUAUUAAUGGAACCUGUUUGAACUCGUUAUCUGUAUAAAAGACACCUGUCCACAGCCUCAAACAGUCAGACUACAAACUCAACUAUGGCCAAGACCAAAGAGCUGUCGAAGGACACCAGGAAAGGAACUGUAGACCUGCACCAGACUGGGAAGAGUGAAUCUACAAUAGGCAAGCAGCUUUGUGUGAAAAAAUCUACUGUGGGAGCAAUUAUCAGAAAAUGGAAGACAUACAAGACCGCUGAUAAACUCCCUCGAUCUGGGGCUCCAUGCAAGAUCUCAUCCCGUGGGGUCAAAAUGAUCAAUAGAACAGUGAGCAAAAAUCCCAGAACCACACGGGGGGGGGGGACCUGGUGAAUUACCUGCAGAGAGCUGGGACCAAAGUAACCAUCAGUAACAACUACGCCAACAUGGAUUCAAGUCCUACAGUGCCAGACGUGUCCCCCUGCUUAAGCCAGUGCAUGUCCAGGCCCGUCUGAAGUUUGCCAGAGAGCACAUGGAUGAUACAGCAGAGGAUUGGGAGAAUGUCAUGUGGUCAGAUGAAACAAAAAUAGAACUUUUUGGUAUAAACUCAACUCGUCGUGCUAGGAGGAAGAAGAAUACUGAGUUGCAUCCCAAGAACACCAAACCUACUGUGAAGCAUGGGGUGGAAACAUCAUGCUUUGGGGCUGUUUUUCUGCUAAGGGGACAGGACGACUGAUCUGUGUUAAAAAAAGAAUGAAUGGGGCCAUGUAUCGGGAGAUUUUGAAGCCAAAACCUCCUUCCAUCAGUGAGAGCUUUGAAGAUGAAACAUGGCUGGGUCUUCCAGCAUGACAAUGAUUCCAAAAAGACUACCCGGGCAACGAAGGAGUGGCUCCGUAAGAAGCAUUUGAAAGUCCUGGAGUGGCCUAGCCAGUCUCCAGACCUCAACCCCAUAGAAAAUCUGUGGAGGUAGUUGAAAGUCCGUGUUGCUCGGCGACAGCCCCAAAACAUCACUGCUCUCGAGAUCUGCAUUGAGGAAUGGGCCAAAAUACCAGCUACUGUGUGUGCAAACCUGGUAAAGACCUAUAGUAAUCGUUUGACCUCUGUUAUUGCCAACAAAGGUUAUAUUACAAAGUAUUGAGUUGAAUUUUUGUUAUUGACCAAAUACUUAUUUUCCACCAUAAUUUACAAAUAAAUUCUUUAAAAUUCCUACAAUGUGAAUUCCUGGAUUUUCUUUUCACAUUCUGUCUCUCACAGUUGAAGUGUACCUAUGAUGAAAAUUACAGACCUCUGUCAUCAUUUUAAGUGGGAGAACUUGCACAAUCGGUGACUGACUAAAUACUUUUUUGCCCCACUGUACAUGUUUCACACUACAGACUGUAAAAACGAUAUAAUGUAUUUUUUUUUUAAGGUCAUGGUUCCAUGUGAAGGUGUGGAAAAUCAAGCAGGAAUAAAUCAUAAUUUGUUUAGUGAAACAUGUAUUAACAUAUAUUAAAUCUUUAGUGAAAGAUGUAUUAACAUAUUAAAUAUUCAGUGACACAUUAACAUAUAUGAAAUGACAACAUACCAAAAUCUAGUGUAACCAUUGUAUUUACCUUUUAGUUUCUUCAAUGCAAAAUUACAUUUCCGCAUUCCUUGGAUUCCUACACACGUGCAGAUGUAGGCACUGCAUUUCAAUGGGGAGCAUGUCUCAACAGAACACCGGCAUAGAGUAGGGUGGCGUCUCGGUGCAUCCAACCUUUAUUAGUAACAAAAACACACAUAGUUAUUGGCAUCUCAGUUAUUUUUCAGCAUGCACAGAUGAUCUGCUAACGUGCAGCAGUGAAGGGUUAACAAGGCCCCGUUUCUAGUCGGAUCAGCAAAUGAUUCUGUGGGCAAAGUUGCCACAAAACCCAUUUCGAGAUUCUGGAAGGGAUCGUGCACGGCCCAAAUUUGUCAACAUUACAUGUGUCAGGUAAAAAUUAUCCCCUUCCUACUGCAUCCCCCUGCGAAUAGCAGGUAUCUACUGUAAUAAUAUUUUCAAUUUCAAACAAUUUGUUCUUCACCUUGUUAAAUAAUAUUUUUGGAAUGUGCGAUGUGCCAAUAAAAAAAAAAACCUAAGCUGCGACCACACUUUGGACACCCCUCAUGUACAGCGGCAGAAGUGACAAUUAUAAACAUCUGGAACAAUCUGGAACAAGUAAUGGAUACCUGAUAACAUUUUGGAUCCACUUCAGGUGCGGUCGGUUAUGAGGAAGGCGACCAUGUUGGUGGUCCAGAUUUUAGUGUUGGUGAAAACCCAACAGGCAAACAGGAAGUUAGUAGUCUAACAUUUUUUUUUUUUACAUUCUAUUGCCGUUUUAUUACACCUGUGACUCUCAACACCCUAGGAAUGUCUUUCCAUCUUCCAGCACACAAAGUAGAAUAUGGACGUGGCAGAGUUAGCUUGGUGAAUAACAAAAGGUAGACAUUCAUAUUAGCGUGUUGCUUGUAUAUCUAACCUACAGUGUAAUUAUUUCUAGAAGGUGCAGAGCCAAACCGGACAUUGUAUUGUUGUUGUAUAAAGGCUUUAUGUGAUCUGGCAGGAUAGAAAUGACAUUUGUAUAUAACAAAAUAAACCAGCGAGGACCUACAUUUCAAA